This is a messenger RNA of Sciurus carolinensis (gray squirrel), 522 nucleotides long. It is a transcript of the gene Il26, whose product is annotated as interleukin 26. The transcript is spliced from 5 exons. The coding region runs from base 1 to 522 and encodes 173 amino acids. The record is from RefSeq and is a predicted model, not a curated record. NCBI's taxonomy places the organism in Eukaryota, Metazoa, Chordata, Mammalia, Rodentia, Sciuridae.
AUGUGGGUGCACUGCAUGUUGAGGUCUGGGCUGCUGUGUGCCACUUUGUCUCUUGCCAUUGCCAAGCACAAGCCAUCUCGACCCUCCUUCAUCCAACCUUGUCACUCAAGGGAGUUGCUGUCCCAAGCUGUCGACAACUUCUAUGUCAAGGCAGCCUGGCUGAAAGCCACAAUUCCAGAAGAUCGUGUAAAAAAUAUACGAUUAUUAAAAAAGAAAACAAAAAAGCUAUUUAUGAAAAACUGCAGAUUUCAGGAACAGCUUCUGUCCUUCUUCAUGGAAGAUGUUUUUGGUCAACUCCAAUUACAAACAUGCAAGGAAAUAGACUUUGUCGAAGACUUUCAUGGCCUUAGGCAGAAAUUGAGCCAUUGUAUUUCCUGUGCUGCACCAGCUAGAGAGGUGACAAUCAUUACCAGAAUGAAAAGGACAUUUUAUGGGAUUGGAAACAAAGGAAUCUAUAAAGCCAUCAGUGAACUGGAUAUUCUUCUGUCCUGGAUUAAAGAACUGUUAGAAAACAUUCAGUAA